AUGGCCAAGAAGUCCAAGACGCCGCAGGAGUUCUUCGCCGACUUCAUGAUGGGUGGUGUUUCCGCCGCCGUCGCCAAGACGGCUGCUGCCCCCAUUGAGCGCAUCAAGCUCCUCGUCCAGAACCAGGGCGAGAUGCUCAAGUCGGGCCGUCUCGCGACCCCGUACAAGGGCAUCGCCGACUGCGCGACCCGCACCUACGCCGACGAGGGCCUCGUCUCGUUCUGGCGCGGCAACACGGCCAACGUCAUCCGCUACUUCCCGACCCAGGCCCUCAACUUCGCGUUCAAGGACUACUACAAGUCGCUCUUCUCGUUCGACCAGAAGCGCGACGGGUACGGCAUGUGGAUGGCCGGCAACCUCGCCUCGGGCGGUGCCGCCGGUGCCACCUCGCUCCUCUUCGUCUACUCGCUCGACUACGCCCGCACCCGUCUCGCUGCCGACAACAAGUCGACGGCCAAGGGUGGCGGAGAGCGCCAGUUCAACGGCCUCGUCGACGUCUACAAGAAGACCAUCGCCUCGGACGGCAUCGCCGGUCUCUACCGUGGCUUCAUCCCGUCGGUCGUCGGCAUCGUCGUCUACCGCGGCUGCUACUUCGGCAUGUACGACUCGCUCAAGCCGGUCGUCAUGACUGGUUCGCUCCAGGGCUCGUUCCUCGCGUCGUUCCUCCUCGGAUGGGGUGUCACGACCGGUGCCGGUAUCGCGUCGUACCCGCUCGACACGAUCCGUCGUCGCAUGAUGAUGACCUCGGGCGAGAAGGUCCACUACUCGUCGAUGUUCGACGCUGGCCGCAAGAUUGUCGCCGCCGAGGGCGUCUCGUCGCUCUUCAAGGGUGCCGGUGCCAACAUCCUCCGCGGUGUCGCUGGUGCCGGUGUCCUGUCGAUGUACGACAAGCUCCAGGAGCUCGUCUUCGGCAAGGUCUACUCGGGCGGCUCGGGCUAA
Rhodotorula graminis WP1 is the source of this 939-nucleotide messenger RNA. RefSeq lists its product as uncharacterized. Gene Ontology annotation, biological process: mitochondrial ADP transmembrane transport; mitochondrial ATP transmembrane transport. Gene Ontology annotation, cellular component: mitochondrial inner membrane. Gene Ontology annotation, molecular function: ATP:ADP antiporter activity. The coding region runs from base 1 to 939 and encodes 312 amino acids. The transcript has 6 exons. Lineage: Eukaryota; Fungi; Basidiomycota; Microbotryomycetes; Sporidiobolales; Sporidiobolaceae. The record is from RefSeq and is a predicted model, not a curated record.